CCAUGUCAUAACAUUUGAACUAUGCAAUGGUAAACAGAUAAAAAUAGCAUCAUUCAAUGAAAAAAUAAUAUCAACACUAUGGCUUUUAGUAUGAAAGUAUCGACAUAGAUGAGAUCAUGGCUCUGAAACGUCUCUGUGGUAGAAUAGCAAUUGUCACAGCUUCAACAGAUGGAAUUGGUUAUGCUAUAGCUCGAAGGCUAGCUCAAGAAGGAGCCAAGGUUGUUAUUAGCAGCCGAAAAAAUAAAAACGUAGAGGAAGCAGUUCAGAAACUGUGUGACGAAAACCUCGAUGUGAUAGGAACAACUUGCCAUGUUUCCAAACCAGAAGACCGGAAAAAACUUUUUGAAGCGGCUAACAAACUGGGAGGUUUAGACAUUCUUGUUUCGAAUGCUGGAGUUAACACUGAAAUGUGUCUAGUUCUCGACACUUCUGAAAGUAGUUGGGAUAAAGUAUUCGAUGUGAAUGUCAAGGCCUCAUUUUUACUUGCUAAGGAAUCUCUUCCCCUUCUUCGGAAAAGUAAAAGUGGUAGGAUCAUUUUCGUAUCGUCCAUAGGAGGGCUGCACUUCGAUCAACCUUUCCAUGAAGUUGGAGCUUAUUGUGUUAGCAAAACAACUCUAAUUGGACUGACUAAAGCGGCAGCAUUACAACUAGCCCCAGAAAACAUAACUGUCAAUUCAAUAUGCCCUGGAAUCAUUCAGACCAAGUUUUCCGCAGCUAUUACCUCACAAGAGACUUUAAAAUAUAUUCCACUUGGAAGACUAGGGCAACCACAAGAUGUAAGUGCAACAGCUGCUUUCUUGGCUUCUGAAGAUGCUGCAUACAUUACUGGAGAAAAUAUCGUAGUGGGAGGUGGAAUGUCCUCAAGAUUGUAGUUUGUGUCUAAUUUAACCGAUUUAUGCUACUACUACUAACUAGAACACUAAGUUUCUUUUAUGUACAUUUUAACAUAACCACAAUUAUUAUUCAUAUUUUGAUUUAUCACUAUACUAUUGAAAAUUAUUCCAUGUAAACAUAAAAAAAUGUUCCAAUA
Messenger RNA from Leptinotarsa decemlineata (Colorado potato beetle), 1030 nucleotides. RefSeq names its product dehydrogenase/reductase SDR family member 4. Gene Ontology annotation, molecular function: carbonyl reductase (NADPH) activity. Lineage: Eukaryota; Metazoa; Arthropoda; Insecta; Coleoptera; Chrysomelidae. The record is from RefSeq and is a predicted model, not a curated record.